ACUGCUUCAAUCCGGCUGGCUCGACGCUGGCCAAGCAUGGUAACUUUCCGUCCUGAUGAAAAUAUCCAAGUGCGCAGUGUCCUUGUAUUCCGUCAGAGAGCCCAGGUUUCGCAGGCAGUCCUGGAGCAUCAGCGGCGCAGAGAGGGAAGAGUGUCCUGUCCGGAGUGUGACUAUCCACGCACGUUAGGGAACCAAAGUGCGCCCCCCCCCCACUCCUCCUCCUCCUCCUCCUCCUCCCCGGUCCCGGUGAAUGACUGAUCCCCGGCAUGUGAAGCCGCUUUCUCCUUGGAUGACCUACACGCCACCUCUCCCAGGAGCAGCGGACGUCGGUUGGUUUCAGCUGAACACCUGCUGGUCAGGAGGAUCGGCGGGCUGCGUGUCAAUAUACAGCGGGCAUCACGUCAAAGCGAGCUCUCCCGCAGGCUUCAGGCCGACUCCGGAGCAGCUGACCUGGCGAGCAAAAUAAGACACGUUGCGAACAUUUUAUAAUCGUGGCUGCCGCGGACAGAGGACUGGAAGUCGCAGGGUUGGCGCUCCAUGUUUGCACCCGAUUAUUGACAAGAGAGUCGGGUCGUUCCGCAGAGACACCGCAGGAUUUCUGGAGGUUACCGGCGCUCACAUGAUGUACACAAUCACCAGAGGUCCCAGCAAACUUGUUACACAACGGAGGACAGGUCCCACACAACAGAUCGAGAGCAAAUUCGGCGACUUGAAGCUCAAGCCGACGUCUUGGCUCACGUCAAACUCACCGCCCCCAAAGAUCGUGUUCAACCGCCUCAACGGGAAGCGCUACCACAGUGCGGCCACGCAGAAAGCCGACAGCCCAGCGGAGGGAUUCACCCCAGCACAUGAGGAGAACGUCAGAUUUGUCUAUGAAGCGUGGCAGGAGGUGGAGCAGAAGCUGGGGGAAGGGGACGGUGGGGAGUCCCAGGGGCCCGUUCAGUACACCGAGAAGACCCCCAGUGCUGCGAUGAAGAACUUUGUGCCCAUAGACCUGGAUGAGUGGUGGGCUCAGCGCUUUCUUGCCAACAUUGCCAACCUGUCAUGACUGGGCGAGGCUUUGACCCAGGACAGGAAGCACUGCGUUGAUGCUCCAUCAGUGAAGGCAUCACCGGAGUGGAGAGGAGCAGAGUCCAUCUCGAAGAUCUGCAGCGCUGAAGGGUCACGUGUAAUUUGGAAUCUGAUUUGACGCCCUGUAGAGAAAACUGGGUGCACAACACAAAACCGCUUCUGAUGCAACAACACUGACAUGACUGUGAACACAGCACUGACUUGAUGUUGUGCUGCUGCAAGGGACCCGUCUCUCUCUACCUGAAUGACCUAUCGGAUAGAAGUUGUGAGAAUUUUCAUUUAAAAAAAAAAACCCGCCUCCUUUCUCGAGUGUGCUCAGCUGUAUGUACGUCUUGGCUGAUCUUUGGAUAUAAAUCUGCUGAAGGAAAAAAAAAAAAAAAGU
Messenger RNA from Xiphias gladius (swordfish), 1453 nucleotides. RefSeq names its product MAPK regulated corepressor interacting protein 2 (gene mcrip2). The coding region runs from base 620 to 1048 and encodes 142 amino acids. The record is from RefSeq and is a predicted model, not a curated record. NCBI's taxonomy places the organism in Eukaryota, Metazoa, Chordata, Actinopteri, Istiophoriformes, Xiphiidae. The transcript has 5 exons.